GCCCUUUUUCACAAAUUCACAGGGCAAAGUCAAAUACACCUUCUCUCUUCUUCUUCUUCUUCUUCCGUUGUCUCUGCGAAGAAGCUAUUCUGUAAGAAGAUUAUGGACGGAGGUGGCGCGUACAACCCACGCACGGUGGAGGAAGUUUACAGAGAUUUCAAGGGCCGUAGGAGUGGCAUGAUUAAAGCUUUAACCUCAGAUGUUCAGGAGUUUUACCGACUUUGUGAUCCAGAAAAGGAGAACUUGUGUCUCUAUGGGCGCCCAGAUGAGCACUGGGAAGUGAACUUACCAGCUGAAGAGGUUCCCCCGGAGCUCCCAGAGCCUGUCUUGGGCAUCAACUUUGCCCGAGACGGGAUGCAGGAAAAGGACUGGUUGUCCCUUGUUGCUGUCCACAGUGAUGCAUGGCUUCUCGCUGUUGCUUUCUUUUUCGGAGCCAGGUUUGGAUUUGACAAAGCUGAUAGGAAAAGGCUUUUCAAUAUGAUGAAUGAUCUUCCAUCGAUAUUUGAGGUUGUGGCUGGCACUGCUAAGAAACAAUCAAAGGAGAAAUCUUCUGUUUCCAACAAUAGUAGCAACAGAUCCAAAUCAAACUCCAAGCGAGGAUCAGAACCGAGGCCCAAGCUGACAAAGCCUGAGCCCAAAGAUGAGGAGGAGGAGGAAGAGGAAGGUGUGGAAGAAGAGGAGGAUGAGGAUGAUGAGCAAGGGGAAACACAGUGUGGGGCAUGUGGUGAGAGCUAUGCAGCUGAUGAGUUCUGGAUCUGCUGUGAUCUCUGUGAGAACUGGUUCCAUGGGAAGUGUGUGAAGAUAACACCAGCCAGAGCCGAGCACAUUAAGCAGUAUAAGUGCCCAUCUUGCAGCAACAAGAGGGCUCGGUCCUAAAAUUCAAUUCUGUGUAUUUGCCUUUGCAUAUGAUGUAACAGCCUAACUCUUUGGUUUAGAUCAGAUUUGUUGGUUAAGUUAAGACUUCUUUUCGCCUUCUUAGGGAAGACAUUUAGUUAUCAUUUGUUACAAAUGGUUAUUGAGUGAAGCAUCUAUGUGUUUAGGGUUUGAUCCUUGUUCUGUCUUAUGUUUGUUCAUUAGAGAAUAAAACAUUUUAAUUCUCAAUCAAAGUGUUUGUUCUAUUUCCAA
Molecule: messenger RNA, 1125 nt
Organism: Brassica oleracea var. oleracea
Lineage: Eukaryota; Viridiplantae; Streptophyta; Magnoliopsida; Brassicales; Brassicaceae
Product: PHD finger protein ALFIN-LIKE 4
Exons: 5
Coding region: 103-876 (257 amino acids)
Biological process (GO): regulation of DNA-templated transcription
Cellular component (GO): nucleus
Molecular function (GO): transcription coregulator activity; transcription cis-regulatory region binding; histone binding
Source: RefSeq, a predicted model, not a curated record